Talaromyces atroroseus is the source of this 2349-nucleotide messenger RNA. RefSeq lists its product as hypothetical. The record is from RefSeq and is a predicted model, not a curated record. Lineage: Eukaryota; Fungi; Ascomycota; Eurotiomycetes; Eurotiales; Trichocomaceae. Gene Ontology annotation, cellular component: membrane; cis-Golgi network; COG complex. Gene Ontology annotation, biological process: autophagy; intra-Golgi vesicle-mediated transport; Golgi organization. The coding region runs from base 1 to 2349 and encodes 782 amino acids. The transcript has 4 exons.
AUGCCCUCUCAGAUGGCGGGGCGCCUUCGGAGUCCCAGUGACCCAUCGGGAACACAGAGGAAGAGACCAAAAGCUCCGACGCAGUUCUCUCAAAUAGAGGAAUCUCGCCUGGAGGAAGAAACAGACGUCACCAGUAUCAAUGAUGAAUUAGGAUUUGGGCAGUGGUACCACGACGUGGAAGAGGACUUGCUAGAUGCGAGUCACGAAGCCUAUCAGUCAUGCCUCCACGAGCUAGAGAUUUCUCGAGCGCACCUCGAUUCUCUCCUUGCCGAUACCUCGUCGACACUGGCAGCCCUAUCGAGUCUCUCUAAAUCAUUUCAAGCCGUGGAUUUGCAGACAUCCACAUUUCAGAAGCAAUGUGAAGGGCUGUUAACUACACAAACCAAGAAUACUCGCUUGGCGGACGAUAUUAGGGACAAUCUUGCAUACUAUGACUUCUUGGACCCUGCUUCUCGGAAGCUCAAUGCUCCAGGAGCAGGCAAAAUAGUCCGCGACAGGGAAUUCUCGGAGAUGUUGAGAAAGCUCGAUGAGUGUUUGGAUUACAUGGAGUCUCACCCCGAGCAGAAAGAGGCCGAGACAUAUCGAUCUCGAUACCGAUUACUACUGACACGUGCUUUAACACUUAUCCGUGGACAUUUUGUAGCGGCGCUCCGAGAAACUUCAUCAGGGGUUUCGAAACGAAUUGCCGAUAAACAACUGAACGAUACCACCAUGUCAGCGCUACUAUACGCAAAAUUUCGAAUUGGAGCAGCCGAAAUGAAGCAGAUUGGGUUGGAAAUUCAGAAAAGAGCGGUGCCGCCAGUGGAUCCGGAGCAAGGAACAGAAGCCGAAUACCAGAGCCUCAUGAAUGAAUUGCACACAAGUUUUGCAGCAACAAGAAGCAAAUUAAUUAUACCACUGGCGCGGAAGAAACUCACCAGUAUCACACAAGCUCCUAGUACUUCGAAGGACUUGGUGGCCUUCGCAAGAGCCGGUAUCGGUUACAUACGCGGUGUCUGUUUAGAUGAGUUUGAACUUUGGGGAGAGUGGUUCCAUGGACAAGCAGGCCUGUAUGACUUUUUGGAAUCCAUUUGUGAGCCUUUAUAUGAUCAUUUAAGGCCCAGGAUUAUCCACGAGACGAACCUCAUCAAGCUCUGCCAAUUGUGUACUUUGCUGCAAACACGUUACCUGUCUGAUUUAGAAGAGGAAGCUGAAUUCAAUGACCCGAAUCAGCUGGACUUCUCGGUUCUCAUCCAACCUGCUCUUGCAGAUGCGCAGACUCGUUUGGUAUUUCAAGUUCAGGGUAUCCUUCGUAACGAAAUCGAAAGAUACCGCCCAAAACCAGAAGACUUGGACUAUCCUUCUCGAAUGCGACAGAUGUCUUUAUCUAUGGGUGCUCCAUUAUCCGGACGUAAAGGAUCGCGGAACGACGCCAUAUUGCCAAAGACCCCAACUGUGGUUGACGAGGAGGUUGACCCGCAAGCAACUGAGAAAGACGCACUAUGGGACAUCGACACACAAGCUACAUUCCAAAGCUGGUAUCCCACCUUACGGAAAGCCAUAUGGCUGCUUAGCCGUAUUUAUAGGCUAGUCAAUUCCACUAUCUUCGAUGACCUUGCUCAUCAAAUUGUUCACCAAACGACCUUUUCACUCCACCAUGCAAGCACACAAAUAUCGAACAAAUACUCCACCACAGACGGCCAGCUUUUCCUGAUCAAACACCUUCUCAUUCUCAAGCAACAAAUCGUCGCCUUCGAUAUUGAAUAUAUCACACCCGAUAUAUCUCUCGAUUUCUCUGGUAUUACCAGCACUUUUUGGGAAAUCCGCGAGCGUGGGGGUCUCUUCAACCCCAGAAAUCUCAUGCGCCUCGUGGGCAGUGGUCUCCUACCCAAAGUCGUAGAGAACAUGCUCGACGCAAAAGUAGAACUCGAUGGUAGACUUCGCACAGUAAUCAACGACUUCACCAACGAUUUCGCCCACCGCAUGACAUCCACCUUGCCCACGAAAUUCAUUGAAAACGGAACCAUUGGAGAUGGAGGUGCAAUAAGCCCUGUCUGCCGAAGUAUCGAGAAAGAAGUCCCCAUUUUACGCAAAGCUUUGGAUGACUAUCUAGAAGAUACGCGCACAAAGGAGACUCUCGUUGGCGCAGUCCAGGACCGCGUCAUACAAAUCUACGAGGAAUUCUAUGAGGGUUACGCCAGUUCAUUGGUGAAGAGUAAAGGUAUACCCGUUGGUGCAAAGGGUAAAGGCCGUCAGCAUGCUGUCUGGGAUGUCGAUACAUUCGAAGAAUGGAGCGAAGAAGUGUUUAGGGUUGGGGUUGCUGGUCUCCGGUCUCGCGAUAAUGAUGAAGAUGACGAGGAAGACGAAUAG